Messenger RNA from Mesoplodon densirostris (Blainville's beaked whale), 1173 nucleotides. RefSeq names its product paired box 5 (gene PAX5). The transcript is spliced from 10 exons. Gene Ontology annotation, molecular function: DNA-binding transcription factor activity, RNA polymerase II-specific; RNA polymerase II cis-regulatory region sequence-specific DNA binding. Gene Ontology annotation, biological process: regulation of transcription by RNA polymerase II; anatomical structure development. The record is from RefSeq and is a predicted model, not a curated record. Lineage: Eukaryota; Metazoa; Chordata; Mammalia; Artiodactyla; Ziphiidae. The coding region runs from base 1 to 1173 and encodes 390 amino acids.
AUGGAAAUACACUGUAAGCACGACCCGUUUGCAUCCAUGCAUAGACAUGGAGGAGUGAAUCAGCUUGGGGGGGUUUUUGUGAACGGACGGCCACUCCCAGAUGUAGUCCGCCAAAGGAUAGUGGAACUUGCUCAUCAAGGUGUCAGGCCCUGCGACAUCUCCAGGCAGCUUCGAGUCAGCCAUGGUUGUGUCAGCAAAAUCCUUGGCAGGUAUUAUGAGACGGGGAGCAUCAAGCCUGGGGUAAUUGGAGGAUCCAAACCAAAGGUUGCCACACCCAAAGUGGUGGAAAAAAUCGCUGAGUAUAAACGCCAAAAUCCCACCAUGUUUGCCUGGGAGAUCAGGGACCGGCUGCUGGCGGAACGGGUGUGUGACAAUGACACGGUGCCCAGCGUCAGUUCCAUCAACAGGAUCAUCCGGACAAAAGUACAGCAGCCACCCAACCAGCCGGUCCCAGCUUCCAGUCACAGCAUAGUGUCCACCGGCUCCGUGACGCAGGUGUCCUCGGUGAGCACGGACUCAGCCGGCUCCUCCUACUCUAUCAGCGGCAUCCUGGGCAUCACGUCCCCCAGCGCCGACACCAACAAGCGCAAGAGAGACGAAGGUAUUCAGGAGUCUCCUGUGCCGAACGGUCACUCACUGACGGGCAGAGAUUUCCUCCGGAAGCAGAUGCGGGGAGACCUGUUCACGCAGCAGCAGCUGGAGGUGCUGGACCGCGUGUUUGAGAGGCAGCACUACUCGGACAUCUUCACCACCGCAGAGCCCAUCAAGCCCGAGCAGACCGCCGAUUAUUCCACCAUGGCCUCGCUGGCUGGAGGGCUGGACGACAUGAAGGCCAACCUGACCAGCCCUACCCCUGCCGACAUCGGGAGCAGCGUGCCGGGGCCGCAGUCCUACCCCAUUGUGACAGGCCGCGACUUGGCGAGCACGACCCUCCCCGGGUACCCUCCGCAUGUCCCCCCCGCCGGACAGGGCAGCUACUCAGCGCCAACACUGACAGGGAUGGUGCCUGGGAGUGAGUUUUCCGGAAGCCCCUACAGCCACCCUCAAUAUCCCUCGUACAACGACUCCUGGAGGUUCCCCAACCCAGGGCUGCUCGGCUCCCCAUACUAUUACAGCGCCGCUGCCCGAGGAGCUGCCCCGCCCGCAGCUGCCACGGCCUACGACCGUCACUGA